This is a messenger RNA of Theobroma umbraticum, 1052 nucleotides long. Its product is annotated as potassium transporter. The record is from RefSeq and is a predicted model, not a curated record. Gene Ontology annotation, biological process: chloroplast organization; positive regulation of DNA-templated transcription. Lineage: Eukaryota; Viridiplantae; Streptophyta; Magnoliopsida; Malvales; Malvaceae.
GUUUGACCCAAAGUGCAGAACCAAGCGGUCCUCUCAAUUUUAAUAGUUUGGCAAUGGUCCACGUAUUCUUCCUUUAGCCACCAAAUUUCCCAAGUCGCAGUCAUGCUUACUAUAUAUGUAGAACAAACUAAGACAGCCACACGGACUAUAACUAAAGAGGCUUGCAUAGCCUUGUGGAGAGCAUUGUCAGUUGCAGCUUUCCUGCCAAAAGAAGCAAACCAUGGGACUCAGAGCUCUCCCCUUGUCACCUUCACAAAACAGUGUCCCUCCACAUGUAGGACUUCCACAACAUUUUUCCACCCAUAGGUUCAGUAGGAGCUCUACCUACAGAGUUUCAGCUAAAAAAGAGAAUGAUGAGAAAGAAGAGCCAAAGAAGAGCAAGCAAUCUUUGUUUAGCAGUGUGACUGAGGCUCUAGAUUUCUCUCAAGUUAGGUCUGUAAAGGAUGCUGAGCUUUUAGGGGAGGCUAGAGAAGCCACCAAGUCGGGUGGGAGAAUGUCAAGGGAACAGUAUGGAGCUCUGAGAAGGAAAAUUGGAGGAACAUACAAGGAUUUCUUCAAAUCCUAUGUUGAUGUGGAUGGAGAAUAUGUGGAAGAAGGAUGGGUUGACAAAAGAUGCAAGGUGUGCAAGAAAGAUACAAGGGGUGAACCAAGGCAAAUAGACAAUUUUGGAAGAUAUGUUCAUGCAGCAUGCUUGGAGAAGUCCAACUCAGGAAACUUCUUCACUAGAUUGUUCUCAAGAUAAACAGGGUAGUUUGUUUGCAAUGAACUUUUGCUUUUAUAGUUAUUCAUACAUAAGAGCAAUGUGGUGAAAGAGAUGAAAGUGAAUAAUCUAGGUAGCAAUGUCCCCUGGGAAACAUAGAUUCUCCUCCUCUUGUCAGUAAAACGAAAUUUUCCAUUGGUUUUCUGGUUUUCCUUCUUGUUCAGAAUUGCAAUUAGCAGGACACAACUAUCCAUAUCAAUGCCAGCAAAGAUAUAGCAUGGUUCCUUGUUCCUUGCAGGAAAAUGAAGUUAAAAAAGGGGAUGCAAGAACUUGUUUGUAACCAUUUACCAAA